Helianthus annuus (common sunflower) is the source of this 1994-nucleotide messenger RNA. RefSeq names its product ammonium transporter 1 member 2. Gene Ontology annotation, biological process: ammonium transmembrane transport; ammonium homeostasis. The coding region runs from base 156 to 1688 and encodes 510 amino acids. The record is from RefSeq and is a predicted model, not a curated record. Gene Ontology annotation, molecular function: ammonium channel activity. Gene Ontology annotation, cellular component: membrane. The transcript is spliced from 2 exons. NCBI's taxonomy places the organism in Eukaryota, Viridiplantae, Streptophyta, Magnoliopsida, Asterales, Asteraceae.
GGUGGGUCAUCCAACACCACAACAGUAACUAACUACACACUGAUUUGUUAACUUAUCAUCCUCAUGGUGAGGAGGAACCGUUGACUUAUAUCAAGAUUCACUCUAUAAAAACCCUAACCUUCCUUCCAUAAACAACAACAACAAGCAUAUACACCAUGGCAUCCCUCCCCACCUGCUCCGCCGCUGAGCUAACCCCUCUCCUCAGCUUCACCGCCAACGCCACGGCCGCAGCCGACUACAUAUGCAACCGCUUCACCGCCACCUCGGACAAGUUCACCACCACCACAUACGCCAUAGACAACACUUACCUCCUCUUCUCAGCCUACCUCGUGUUCGCCAUGCAGCUCGGGUUCGCCAUGCUGUGUGCGGGCUCGGUUCGGGCCAAGAACACCAUGAACAUCAUGCUUACCAAUGUUUUGGACGCUGCUGCCGGAGGUCUCUCGUAUUAUAUAUUUGGGUUUGCUUUUGCGUUUGGUGGUCCGUCCAAUGGCUUUAUUGGGAAACAUUACUUUGGGCUGAAGUCCAUUCCGUCUGCGGUUUAUGAUUAUAGUUUCUUUUUGUACCAGUGGGCAUUUGCUAUUGCAGCUGCUGGUAUUACCAGUGGAUCUAUUGCUGAGAGAACUCAGUUUGUGGCUUAUCUCAUUUACUCUUCCUUCUUGACAGGUUUUGUGUAUCCUAUAGUGUCACAUUGGGUGUGGUCUAGUGAUGGUUGGGCUAGUGCCUCAAGAACAAGCGGCAGCCUCUUGUUUGGAUCAGGAGCCAUCGACUUUGCUGGCUCAGGUGUGGUCCAUAUGGUGGGUGGGAUUGCGGGUCUAUGGGGUGCGUUAAUCGAAGGUCCCAGGAUUGGACGGUUCGACCGCUCGGGGAGGUCCGUGGCAUUACGAGGCCACAGUGCCUCACUUGUAGUUUUGGGCACAUUCCUUCUAUGGUUCGGUUGGUAUGGGUUUAAUCCAGGUUCUUUUAUAACAAUCUCAAAAUCGUACGACACUUCGAAUGAUUACUAUGGUCAAUGGAGCGCGGUUGGAAGAACCGCGAUAACCACCACACUGGCAGGGUGCACUGCAGCACUAACUACUUUGUUCAGCAAAAGACUGCUAGUGGGCCAUUGGAAUGUGAUUGACGUUUGUAAUGGGUUGCUAGGCGGUUUUGCCGCCAUUACCUCGGGCUGCGCAGUGGUGGAGCCGUGGGCUGCAAUCAUCUGCGGCUUCGUUGCAUCCUGGGUUUUAACAGGAUGCAACAAGCUCGCAGAAAAGUGCAAGUACGACGACCCACUCGAGGCUGCGCAGUUACACGGAGGGUGUGGGGCAUGGGGUCUAUUAUUCACUGGUUUGUUUGCGAAGAAACAAUACGUGCACCAGGUGUACGCCACCGGACGGCCAUACGGCCUUUUCAUGGGCGGUGGUGGAAAGUUACUAGCCGCGCAGAUAAUCCAAAUACUUGUGAUAUUCGGAUGGGUGAGCGCAACAAUGGCCCCGCUUUUCUAUGCCUUGAAAAAACUCAAUUUGUUGCGUGUAUCGAAAGAAGAUGAAAUGCAAGGAAUGGAUAUGACUCGACAUGGUGGAUUCGCGUAUAUUUAUCAUGACGAAGAUGGUAGCUCUCACCCGCCACCCGGGUUUACGAUGAGAAAGAUUGAACCGGUAAGUGCAAGUCCAUCACCAAAUCACAACACAAUGAACAUUGUUGUGUAACCUUAUUAUUUCUGGUUUGAAUUAUAGUCGCUAUCAGUCAGUGAAAGUUAUAUAAAAAACUUAUUAUUAUUAUUCUUAUCAUAAGCGGGUUGUCAACACUCUAACUGAGAUGGUUAUCGGGUCAGCAACAGUGAUGCCUUUGAGAUUCGGGAUCAACCUGAGAUAAAUGUGAUAUUUUACAUGUUAGUCACAAUGUUGUGUUUGAUGAUAAUAUUCCUUUUGAGGACUUGUAAUGUCAUACUGUUAUCAUUUCGUAUUCCACGUAUAAUAUAAUUAAUUUGUGAAUAAAAUGUAAGCAAAGAUAAA